This is a messenger RNA of Mytilus trossulus (common blue mussel), 1044 nucleotides long. Its product is annotated as galactosylgalactosylxylosylprotein 3-beta-glucuronosyltransferase 2-like. Bases 82 to 1023 code for a protein of 313 amino acids. Gene Ontology annotation, cellular component: Golgi membrane. The record is from RefSeq and is a predicted model, not a curated record. NCBI's taxonomy places the organism in Eukaryota, Metazoa, Mollusca, Bivalvia, Mytilida, Mytilidae. The transcript has 5 exons. Gene Ontology annotation, molecular function: galactosylgalactosylxylosylprotein 3-beta-glucuronosyltransferase activity. Gene Ontology annotation, biological process: chondroitin sulfate proteoglycan biosynthetic process; carbohydrate metabolic process.
UGAGCUACUCUUCAACAUACUAAUAAAUGGAAAGAUGAUAGUAACACAAACCUUAACAUGAUAUUCUAACAAAAAGACUAAAUGAUUAAAAAUAUGAGGAAACCUACUUUCAUUGUUAAAAGGUCAUUAAAGAUUUUAUGUUUACUUACUGGAUUUGCUGUUAUGACUUGGUCGUUCUCAUUUACAAAAUACUCAGGAAGUCAACUUGUCAAUUUGAAUGUUUUACCAGCAAGGUUAAAAGAAUACAUGUAUUUCAUGGGUAGAAGACUAAAAGGGGCAUAUUUGUCGUCACUGAACAUAGCAGAUAAUCACGAUAUUCCAAUUAUUUUCAUAAUCACACCCACAUAUUACAGACUUGUUCAAAAAGCCGAACUUACCCGUAUGGCAAAUACUCUUCGACUGGUCAAACAAUUACACUGGAUUAUUGUAGAAGAUUUUGAAGUUAUCAACUUAAAAACGCAAGAAUUUUUUCAAUCAACUGGUGUAUCAUUUACCUAUUUUGCUCAGAGCAAAAGAAACGAGACAAAUAAUCACCAAUCAAAAGGUACUGAUCAGAGAAAUGCUGCUUUAGAUUGGAUUAUGGUCAAUCACAAUCCAAGUAUGCCGGCUGUGAUAUAUUUUGCUGAUGACGACAAUGCGUAUAGCCUCGAAAUAUUUGAGCAGAUGCGAUACACCAAAAAAUUAUCAAUGUGGCCGGUAGGGUUAUCAGGAGGAAGGACGUAUGAAACACCUAUUCUUAAAGAUGGAAAAGUGAUUAAAUUUUUAGCUUGGAAAGCUGAGAAAAGAAAAUUUCCAAUUGACAUGGCUGGAUUUGCUUUAAAUGCAAACGUGUUAUGGACAUACAAACCAAUGAGAUUCAGUACGGAUGCAGAUCCAGGAAUGCUUGAGACAAAACUAUUAGAAAGAUGCUGUACGUGGGAAGAAAUUGAACCACUUGCUGAAAAUUGUACUAAGAUUAUGGUAUGGCAUACCAGAACGGAGAAGCCAAAAGUCCGCAUGUUCGACAACGUCUUAGAAGUAUGAUGAUGAUCAAAGUAAAAAGCA